This is a messenger RNA of Osmia lignaria (orchard mason bee), 2209 nucleotides long. RefSeq lists its product as uncharacterized. NCBI's taxonomy places the organism in Eukaryota, Metazoa, Arthropoda, Insecta, Hymenoptera, Megachilidae. The record is from RefSeq and is a predicted model, not a curated record. Gene Ontology annotation, molecular function: DNA binding. Gene Ontology annotation, cellular component: nucleus.
UGCGUGCAAUAAUAUUCUUAUUUUGUACUUUUUAUCAGAGUAUAAAAAGAGCGCGGGAUUCGUUGUACUGUCAUUUACUAGCAAUCCAACCACGUAAUGGUGAAUAUUAAUCCGAUUAAUGUUAUUAAUCUUCUGCUUGAUACCUUUUGCAUCAAUUAUUGGCUGGAAAGUUUGAUCACUGAUGCGUAAAUUCAAUUAAAAGAGAAUUUAUCAGAGAUUCUUCGUAAAGCUAUGGAAGAUAAUUCAUUUGAAUGGGAACAGUUCAAUCAGUUAGACUUCGAGAAACAUUUUAGUGUUCAUAAUGCUCAUAUCGUUGAAGAUCAGGAUACAGAAGAUAAAGAGUAUGCAGCGCCGACAACCACUGUAUGUUCACAGAAUGAAGACGAAAUUGAUUUCAAAUAUAAAAAGGAUGCCGUUGAAUAUUGGACAAGUGGGAAGACAGGUAAACUGUCAAUAACAUCGGUAAAACAUCGUUUUAGAAAAGUUACUUCAGAGCGACAACUACGGCGCUGGAUGGAUCAAGUACGUAAAGGUGGAUCACGCAAAGAUAAAUUACUGCGUAUAAGUGAUCAUACAUUGCAAAACUUUAUAGAGGCUAUGGACAAACAGUUAAUAGUUCACGAUGUAGACCUACAACGUUGGGCUUUAAACGCAAAGAGAAUGGUUAAUCUUAAGGGUUUUGUCGCCUCUUCCAGUUGGGUAUGGAAGUUUAAAAGAAUGCACGGAAUUGUAUCCCGUAAGGUUACCAAAUUUGUUACGAAACAUGAAAUUUAUUCGAGAAACGUGGAAAGUGUACAAUCUGAAGUUUUCAUCAAUGAAGUGAAGUCGCGCCUAACAGCAAACGGACCCGAAAAUGUCUUUAAUUCCGAUCAGAGUGGAUUCAACCUCGAACAUCACUCUGGUAGAACGUUGGCUUACCGAGGGUCAAAAAAGGUGGAAAGUGUAGUUCAGUCUGUGUCAUCGACAACUCAGAGCUAUACGAUUCAACCUACGAUAUCCGCGGCUGGCAAACUCCUUUCUCCUCUUUUAAUUGUACUUAAGGAAGUUGGCGGAGAGUUUGGACUGAGGGUUCAAGAAACUAUGUUUAGGCCGAAAAAUGUUUUUAUACUGGCUUCCACGUCUGGGAAACUAACAUCAGCCCAUCUGAAAACUUGGCUGAAGGAUGUGUUUUUUCCUAACGUCGGAUCGUCAAGUGUUUUAUUGUUAGACUCCUGGGGAGGUCAGUGUUCUAAAACGGUUUCAGAGGCUACGCCACAUGAUAAAGAAUUAAAGCACCUUAUCAUACCGAAAGGCACAACGGGAAGAAUUCAGCCACUAGAUGUUUACGGAUUUCGAGUUUGGAAAAAUUUUGUUAAACGUUUCUCGGACAUUGUUAUACUUUACGAUUACAAUGUUAAUCUUCAUUUAAGAAACAAUAUUAUUAAGCUUCAAUCUCUGACACACAAUCAGUUCUCUUCCCCAAGAUUUACAGAUCUUUUCAAAUACGCGUGGUUUAAGAGCGGCUAUAUAGAAAACAGACCUCCUCAUUUUGACAAUCCAGUAGAUUUUUGUUUCGGUGCAAAUUCAGCACCAAUAUGUGACAUUUGUGGAAAUUCUGCUAUUAUUACCUGUGCGUGGUGUAAAAAAUCAUUUUGCUUCCAAAAUUUCUUUACAGAAUACCAUUUCUGUGAAACUUAUGUUCCGUAAAUUCAGUCUUCAUGCUACUAAUAUUACAUUUCUUGUAUCAUGAUUGGGAUAAAUAAAUUCACUAACGAAAAGUACACACGCCAAGGGUAUUUAAUUUUCAUUCGAAAUGAAACGAUAUCAAUUAUUAAAUUUGACGAAAUCAUCCAGGUCCGAUAGCGAUCAUAUACAUGCAUAAAAGUAAAGAAACUGGUAGCCUUCUCGAAUUUAAUGUCUACUACUUCUGUAAUUUUUAUAUCAAUUUUGUUCUUAACGUAUAUUAAUUUCCAAGCAACAAAUUACUUCCUAACAAUGUCACAUUGUAAUGCAUACUAAUGUAAUUGAGAUUACUAUUGCAAAUUUUAGAUGAUUUUGUUAUGAUUAAUAAAUGCGUAUCUCAUAAAAAUAGUCAUCCGUAUGCCUAUACAAUAUACAUGUGUACAUUGUGACCCUUUUAACGGGGUGUACUCUAUGUAUACAAUACAAUUAUAAUGUCGGUGAGCGCCAGCCACUUGUUGUGGCGAUUGAAAUAAAAUAAUUUUCAACA